CAAGAGCCAAAAUCGGCAAUGUUUACCAAGGACCAUAUGCACCAGAAGCUAGGCGGACACCGUUCAACGCCGCACUUGGCACGUGGGCUCUGCGGGGCUUAUGAAUGUUGCUGACAGCAACGAUUCGAUUAUCUGCAGUUAUGGUAGCAAGAUAUCCCCUGGACGCAUGCGCCGUCCCCUCUGGUUGCACAUGCAAGUCAAGUGUGUACAUAACAUCGCCGAUUCGCUCACUAUUCGGUCGGGUUGGGAGAUGACGUUCUAAUCCAAACCGGUCUGAGUUUUGCCUUUUGCUCUGCUCUGCUCCCUUUUUAUCUCGCGCUACCACGACGUGCAGCUCGCCCCAGAUGUCUGCGAGUGCGCCCAACGACCCGGAUGUGCUGAUCAUCGGUGCUGGCUUCUCGGGUCUGGCCAUGGCCAUCCAACUAAAGAAACGCGGAAUGACCAACUUCCUCAUCGUUGAAAAGGGAGGUGAUGUCGGCGGGACGUGGCGGUCGCAUACGUACCCACCGGAGAUCCAGGCCUACCUCGUGUCCCUCGCCGGCAGAUACCAGCUGAGACCCCGGAUCCUAUUCGACACGCGGGUCGACGGGGCCGAGUGGCUGCCGGAUGAGAGACGGUAUCUUGUGAACCUAUCGCGAGGAGGGGUACUGAAGACGCGGGUCUUGAUUUGCGCGAUGGGGUUCUUCGACACUCCGCGCACGCCCAACUGUCCUGGGGUGGAAGACGACCUCUUCAAAGGGCCCAGUUUCCACUCCGCACGGUGGGAUCACAGCUUCGACUUGCGCGGCAAGCGGGUGGCGGUGAUAGGCAGUGGGCCCUCCGCAUCUCAGAUUGUUCCUGCGCUGUCGCGGCAUCCAGAAACGCAUGUCACGCAGUACGCACGCUCGAAGAACUGGUUUGUGCCCUCUAUGUCCACGCCAUACUCGGCUUGGGCUCGUUGGCUAUUUUCCGCGAUCCCACUUCUCAUGAGGAUCUCUCGGUGGUACAAUUUCCUCACAAGCGAGAUGCGCUACCUCGCGCUGUUCAAGUUUCACACCCUGAACCGCGUGUCCCAGAACGUCAAAAAGCUUCCCUUAGAUGUCGUAGCCCCAUUCAAACUCUCACAGGUCGCACGGAAGUACAUGCGGGAAGAAACGCCAGGGCGGUAUCACGAUGCGUUGAUUCCAUCUGAAACCAGCGACCCAUACCUCAGACUUGGCUGCAAGCGUAUCGUAUUCGAUUCCGGAUACCUGGCCGCGCUCGCUCGUGACAACGUCACCGUGAUCCCGGAAGCCGUCGAGCAAAUCACGGAGACCGGAAUCGUUUCCAAGUGCGGGAAGCAACGGAAAACAGUUGAGGAGUAUUAUAAGGAAAGCGGUGGCCCAAUGGCAUACAUGGGCACCUGCCUCCCCGGCUUUCCGAAUUUGUUCUUGAUCUCGGGGCCGAACACGAUCUCCGGCCAUCUUUCUGUAUGGUUCACAUCCGAGAUCCAGGCGCGAUAUAUCAGCGACCUCAUCCGUCCCAUCCUCGCAAACCGCGCGUCAAGCAUCGAGGUUGCGCAGUCAGCGACUGCUGCUUAUAACGAGAUGCUUCAGAGGAGGGCAGCUGGGACUGUAUGGGCUACAUGCCGGUCGUGGUAUACAUCCGAGGACACGGGCAAGUCGUAUGCGAUCUUCCCGGCAUCGAUGCGCCCGGACCACUACUUCCCGGAUCGCACGGAGCGGGCAGUUGCCGACCCGGUCCUCGUCUGCCGUCCGGAUGGUGUGCAACACGGACUGGGCCUGCGCAAUUUACGCGUCGUUGAGCAGCCGCGCGUCGUCGGGGCACCAGCUUUCAGUUGGCCUCGCAAGCCAGUUGUGCACCGCGGGAUCUCGCAUGAUGUGCAAGAGCGCUUCGGCGUCGGACGCGCGUGGUGGGGUGAUGAUGAAAUUGGCGUACGGGGGCGGGAGGCGGAGGUAAAGUUUGCCUGCGAUUGGAUGUGA
Molecule: messenger RNA, 1961 nt
Organism: Mycena citricolor
Lineage: Eukaryota; Fungi; Basidiomycota; Agaricomycetes; Agaricales; Mycenaceae
Source: the annotation of a GenBank genome assembly